AUGUUUAAACUAAUUGUCUUAACAGUGGUUGCCGUCAAUAUAUGCACUGCUGAUGUGCACCCCUGGGAGCCCCAACCCGGGGAUGGGGGUUGGAUUCAAAGGCAUCAACAGUUAGAGAAGUACACGACUGACCAUAAGAGUCAGAUUAAGGCCUUCUUCAUCGGCGCCUCCAUUACAGACUACUAUCAGUCGGACGGUAAACAGUUGUGGGAAUCAUAUUAUGUGCCCAAAGGGGCCGCCAAUUAUGGCAUAGGAGGUGACACCACAUCUAACGUAUUGUGGAGAAUACAGAAUAAAGAGGUCGACGGACUCAACCCCAAAGUGAUUGUCGUGUCGUGUGGCCCCGGAUAUAAUACAAUGAACAGAAACCCCUCCCCCUCUGCAAAUGAUGUCUUAAGAGGUUUGGAAGAGAUUGUCAAUGAAUUGAGGGCUAAAUUUCCGGCGAGUAAAGUGAUAAUCAUAGGACACACGCCUUAUAUCAUCCAAAUUUGCCGACGAUUCAACGAAUUGAGGGCUAAAUUCCCGGCGAGUAAAGUGAUAAUCAUAGGACACACGCCUUAUAUCAUCCAAAGUAUUAGCGAGAGAUCCAAACAAAUCAAUGCAGAGCUCAAGAAGUUUGCCGACGAGAAGAAUGUAUUCUUCAUUGAUUUGACACCACAUCUGGUGGACAGUAAGGGUCAACAACUGCCACAACUCUUUAAGUCGGAUCACUUGCACUUCACUCUCGAGGGAUACAAAGUAUGGCAUCAAAUCAUGAUGAUUGGCAUCAAUGUAUGCACUGCCGAUGUACACCCCUGGGAGCCCGAACCCGGGAGUGGGGGUUGGGUUCAAAGGCACCAACAGUUAGAGAAAUACACGGUCGACCAUAAGAGUCAGAUUAAGGCCUUUUUCAUCGGUGCCUCCGGUGUAGACAACUAUCAGUCGGACGGCAAACAGUUGUGGGAAUCAUAUUAUGUACCGAAAGGGACCGCCAAUUAUGGCAUAGGAGGCGACACCACAUCUAAUGUGUUGUGGAGAAUACAGAAUAAAGAGAUGGACGGACUCAACCCCAAAGUGAUUGUGGUGUCCUGUGGCCCCGGUUUUAAUACAAUGAACAGAAACCCCUCCCCCUCUGCAAAUGAUGUCUUAAGGGGUUUGGAAGAGAUUAUCAACGAAUUGAGGGCUAAAUUCCCGGCGAGUAAAGUGAUAAUCAUAGGACACACGCCUUAUAUCAUCCAAAGUAUUAGCGAGAGAUCCAAACAAAUCAAUGCAGAGCUCAAGAAGUUUGCCGACGANGUGAUAAUCAUAGGACACACGCCUUAUAUCAUCCAAAGUAUUAGCGAGAGAUCCAAACAAAUCAAUGCAGAGCUCAAGAAGACUGCGGACGAGAAGAAUGUAUUCUUCAUUGAUUUGACACCACAUCUGGUGGACAGUAAGGGUCAACAACUGCCACAACUCUUUAAGUCGGAUCACUUGCACUUCACUCUCGAGGGAUACAAAGUAUGGCAUCAAAUCAUGAGUCCAUUGUUUGAACAACUUUUGCAAUGA
This is a messenger RNA of Oppiella nova, 1527 nucleotides long. The record is from the annotation of a GenBank genome assembly. NCBI's taxonomy places the organism in Eukaryota, Metazoa, Arthropoda, Arachnida, Sarcoptiformes, Oppiidae.